AUGUAUCCAUACGGGUCGGGCCAAUUCUACGGCCAGGCUAACCAGCAAAUGCAACCCCCUAUGCCGGGUCAAAUGUACAGUGCUCCCGCUCAGCAGCAGGCUCCGCAAAUGGCUCCUCAAAUGACCCCGCUAGCACCCAUCCCUACGGGUAUGACUGCCUCUGCGGAUAUGACUGCAACCUCAAACUCCACCGCAGUGCCCUCGAAGCGGCUUAGUUUUAUUACCCAGCAGGAUCAGCAGAACUUUGGCCAGUUAUUUUCGGCCUCGCUGCAGCCCGGUGAACUUGCCUUGAGUGGGCAAACCGCCAGGCUGAUUCUUAUGCGCUCGAACUUGCCGUCAGCUACACUGGGUGAUAUCUGGCAGAUUGCAGACACAACUCGUUCCGGUCAACUUCUUUUUCCCGAAUUUUGUUUGGCCAUGUACCUCUGCGCCAAGGUGCUUCGAGGAGAGCCUGUUCCUCAGGAUGUUCAUCCUACAAUUCGUCGCGAGGUCGGUGAUAUGGUUGACAUAAUUUCUUUUGCUGCUCCGGAUACUCGCAAUACGAGUUCGAAUGCCUUCGAUCAACUGCGACAGCAAACCGGUCAGUCCGCGGGGUACCAACAGCUGCCCCAGCAGCUGCAAGCGCAGAUUACAGGUGGCUUUGCCCAGGCUUUCCAGCCUCUACAAUCUCAAGCUACUGGUGGUUAUGCUCAACCCCAGUCAACUGGUUAUGCUCAACCUCAGUCAACUGGCUAUGCUCAGCCCCAGCAGUCGUAUAUUCAGAACCAAUCAACCGGGUUUGUUCAACCGCAGUCUACCGGUUACCUCCAACCUCAACAGACCAACAGUUUGCGGUCUCAAUUAACUGGCGGUUACCAGCAGGCCCCACAACCCCAGUCUACGGGUUUGCAACCCCAGAUUACUGGUGGUUUACAAUCCCAGGUCACAGGCGGGUUGAUGCCCCAACUCACCGGUGGAUUUCAGCCCCAGAUCACCGGUGGCCUUCAGCCCCAGAUCACUGGCGGCCUUCAGCCUCAAAUAACUGGCGGUCUGCAGCCUCAAAUCACCGGUGGCUAUCAACAACCUUAUCAAAGCUACCAAGCGCCGCAAUUGCAAAAUCAAAUGUCACAGUCUGCACAGCAGCCACUUCAAGCUCAGUCCACUGGCCCUGUUGGACUGACGCCAAUGCCGACCGGCAAACCUGGACAGUGGGGCUUUAUCAAUGCCUCGACGCCUGGUUUAGAUGGCUUUUCUAGUCAGUUCACACCUCAGGCAUCGACUAGUUCAGCCUCAGCGUUGCAGGGUAAUGCAACGGUAUCUGCUGCGAUCUCAAAGCAAGAGAAGCAGGUUUAUGACAACAUUUUCAACGAAUGGGAUCGUUCUCGGCAAGGCAUGAUCGACGGGGGCACUGCGAUCGAAAUCUUUACAAAAUCUGGUCUUGAUCGCAGCUCGUUGGAACGUAUAUGGACAUUGUGUGAUCAAAAUGACAAGGGCAAACUUGGCCGGGACGAGUUUGCGGUUGCAAUGCAUCUUAUUUACCGCAAGCUCAAUGGCUAUGAAAUUCCAAACCGUCUGCCUCCGGAGCUCAUUCCACCCAGCUCGAAACAUCUUCAGGAUUCUUUGGACCAGAUGAGGGAGCAUUUGAAGCAACCUGUCCGCUCGUCUACAGGUCAGGUCUCCUAUCUCAAGCAGCGUUCCUUCAAGGAUAACAAGCCUGUCUUAAAGAAGGAUGCUACUGUGUUCAAAAACGAUGACAAUGACGUCGGGGGUUAUAUUUCAGCAGCUAGGCAUCGAGCGCCCCCUAAAAAUGCAUCUACAUCGACAUCUUCAAAAUCGAGCCCAUCAGAUGUUGCUCAGCUUGCCAAGGAGGUACGUGAGGCUAAAAUCAAGAUAGAGGCUCUCAAUAUUCGUGAUGAGGAAACCCGUGAUCGUGACAGCUCCAUCGACCAUGGUAAUCUUCGGGCAAUUGAUGAGCUCAAACUCAAAAUUCGAUCCAUUCAAGCCGAGCUUGAUGCUACACCUCCAGCUGGUGGGGUGAAUGGCGGAUCAGUCGACCGUCAACAGCUAAUUGUACGGCUUGAACAACUUACCGAUACACUUCCCCAACUAACUACUAGUAUUCGCAGUGUGGAGCAGGAGAUUGCCAAUGCCAAGAUCGAGUUGAUGCGUAAGAAAUUCGAGAAAGCCAACCCCGGUGUGUCCAUUCCAGGAACUGGUCCCGACGGGACUAUAACUGAAGCCGAUCGCGCAGCUGCUCGUCGCCGCGCUGAGUUGCGGGCUAGAAUGUCUGCAAUUACUGGAAGAUCGUCUCAGGGUAAUGCUGCGACAGCUUUUGAGGAGUUUGAGAAAGAGCUUGUCGAGGAAGGGCAGAAUGCUCAAAAGCAGCGUGAUACCAAUGAACAAUCGUUGCGGGCACUCGAGGAAAGUGUCAUGUCUACGAAGCGGGAUUUGGAUCGUCAGCUUCGUGCUGGCGUAGAUGAGCAAGCUGAUCGUGAUCGCCGUCGUUGGGAAGAAGCCGUCGGUGUUGAAGAGGACGUUAAGCGGUUUAUCUUGGAGUUGCGUAAACCAUCUUUAUCAACGAGUGCGACUUCCACCCCUGAACCUGUAAGUUCCGCUCAACCGGCCAGAACGGAGCCUGGCCCGGUGGCUUCGGCGUCGCCUGUCAGUACACCUGCUUCUUCAGCUACUCCGCCUGCAAAGGAGACUCCUGCUGAAAGAAUUGCUCGUAUUCGUGCUGAGGCCCGUCGCAAACUCAACGAUAGUAUGGCCAAGCGUGGUAUACAUCGUGAUUCCAAAGCUGAAGCUAAGGAUGCUCCUAAAGAGGCGUCUGCACCUAAAGAAGUUUCCAACGAGGAAAAGAAACAAGCUCCCGAACAAGUGCUGCAGGAGACUCCCAAACCACCUGGCCCACCUCAGGUUGAGGCAGAAUCUGUUCAGGAGCCUGUGACGCAAAAGUCUACGGCUUACCAAGAGGACGAAGAAGAAAAGAAGAUCAUGCAGCAAUUAGAAGAAAAACGCAAGCAUAUCCAACAGCUAGAGGAGAGAAAAAAGGCUGCAAACCAAGAAAAGGAACGUCGGCUAGCUGCUUUGCAGAAACAGUAUGAAGAGCUAGAACUGCAGGAAAAGGCACUCAGUGAAGAACCUAAAGACGAACCGAAGGCUGCACCCAAGGCUGAGCCUAAGGUCCCUGUAACUACUUCUACUGUGAAGGUUCCUAAAGCUACCUCAAGUGUCCGUACAACCGCUAGCCCUGUUCCGGCAGUGCCUAAGGCCCAGCCACCGUUGACAACCACAGCACCCCCUAAGAUUGAAACACAGCCUUCUGCAGCAUCCACUCUGGCAAGUAAAGACCGAGAGCCUGUAGAGCAGGACUACAAUCCCUUCGCUGCUAGUAUGGGUGCCUCUUCUGCCGCCGGAGCGGUUUCUGCUCCUGCUGCUUCUGCCCCUGCUGCUCGUGCUCCUGCUCCUCCACGAUCAUUUGCUAAUGAUGACGAUGAAGAAUGGGGUGUGAGUGAAGAAGAAAGCGAUGAUGAACAGCCUCGAGGUGCUGCAACCCCUGCUCAGCUUGCAUCGUUACUUUUUGGCAGUAUGGGCCCACAGCGACCUCAGCCAACUGGAGCAGCACCCACUGUUUCUGUUGAUACUGAUGUACCUAUAACUGGUGCUGCUGCAUCGGCUCCCGAGUUUGCUGCGCCUGCUGCAGACGUUAUACCUGCGAUUGCAGAGGCAACGAUUCCGCCGGUGCCCGUGGCCCCCCCUGUGGCUCCGCCGGUAGCCCCUUCUGUUGAAGCUCUGCCAGACCAGCAAGAGUUUGAUUUCGAGUCUGAGUUCAAGGACGCACGAGAAACCAUGACACCUGUUCCUGAAGCUCCUGCUUCUGAAGCUCCUGUGUCGGCUGUUUUCUCUCAAGCAGAGGCUUCUACUGUGCCGUCGUUCGAAGCUCCUCCUGCUCCUGCUGCGCCGUCGUUCGAAGCUCCUCCUGCUCCCCCCGUACCUUCUUUCGAAGCUGCUCCAGCUCCUUCCUUCGAAGCUCCUGCUCCCCCGGUACCUUCUUUCGAAGCUCCUCCUGCUCCUUCCUUCGAAGCUCCUGCUCCCCCGGUACCUUCUUUCGAAGCUCCUCCUGCUCCUUCCUUCGAAGCUCCUGCUCCCCCGGUACCUUCUUUCGAAGCUGCUCCGGCUCCUUCCUUCGAAGCUCCUGCUCCUCCUGUACCUUCCUUCGACGCUCCGCCCGCUCCGCCUGUGCCUUCUUUCGAAGCCCCGCCCGCCCCUCCAAUGUCUUCUUUUGAAGCUCCCGCAGGUACACAAGAAGCGCCGAUCUCCGAAGCGCCAGGUUCGGUACCCCCUCCUCCACCUGCUCCUCCCAUGGCGCCCACAAGUGUGCCGCCUGCGGCGCCUGCGCCGCCUAUGGCUCCGCCUGCAGCGCCUCCUGCUCCGCCAGCUCCUGCCGCUCCUGCCGGCAUCCCUGGCGUCCCUGCUGGUGUACCAUCUAUGGCCAAUGUCCUUAGUGACAUCACCCGCGGAAAAGCACUACGUAAAGUUGCCCCUGAGCAACAACGCAUUUCAUCUACCGAACUUGGCCGAGUUCUGUAA
Wickerhamiella sorbophila is the source of this 4569-nucleotide messenger RNA. RefSeq names its product Actin cytoskeleton-regulatory complex protein PAN1. The coding region runs from base 1 to 4569 and encodes 1522 amino acids. The transcript has a single exon. Gene Ontology annotation, molecular function: calcium ion binding; protein binding. Lineage: Eukaryota; Fungi; Ascomycota; Dipodascomycetes; Dipodascales; Trichomonascaceae. The record is from RefSeq and is a predicted model, not a curated record. Gene Ontology annotation, cellular component: mating projection tip; plasma membrane; actin cortical patch. Gene Ontology annotation, biological process: actin cortical patch assembly; endosomal transport; endocytosis.